Molecule: messenger RNA, 4646 nt
Organism: Cryptomeria japonica (Japanese cedar)
Lineage: Eukaryota; Viridiplantae; Streptophyta; Pinopsida; Cupressales; Cupressaceae
Exons: 6
Coding region: 940-4335 (1131 amino acids)
Biological process (GO): protein transport
Source: RefSeq, a predicted model, not a curated record
GUAAAGCCAUCAAAACCGCCGCAUAAGAAUCUUUUCUUUUCUCAAGGCUGUUUGACACUCCACAAAACCGCUUCACCAAUGCCUCGUUAGAACGCGUGGGAGUGAUAACAGAAACAGACACAGCUCAAUAAGUAAUGUAGUUGGUAGUGGUACAAAUUUGUUCAGUGCGGAUAAUGCCGCAUAUUUUUCGUAUGUCUGUCAAUGGACGGAAUGGAAAAAAUGAAGAAUUUGAGGCCAAGCAUUGAAGAAUCGAAAGACUCGACAGUUUUUUCAGUCGUCCUGUAGUGGAAAUUGGAGUUUUCCAGACAAGGAUUUAAUGAAUAAUGGAGUAAGACGGAUUCGAGGGAGUAUGGUUGAGAUUUGGUCCGAGGAAACAGGUGUCUCGCUGACAGGUGGAAGCUGUGCAUAGAUUUUAAUAUUUUGCGGUUAAAAAAGCUUACUCGUUUGGAAUUACGUAUUUGACAUUUGAAUCUUCACAGUGCCAGUCGCAGAGGAAGAAGAGGGAAAAAAAUAACCGCAUGAAAUAGUAAAUAAUUGAUUGCGCUCGGGAGCAUCAGGUAAAUUGAGAUAAUAUUUGCAAGCAUCAUUAUUAUACAUGAUGAAAUAAGUAAAGGUUAAAGUAGACUAGAUCUUGAAACUCUCUACUGGACUUUAUAAUUAUACAAGAGCAUUACCUGCUUGCUUUUCAAUUUUGAUCAGGCUCAAGCGAUUGAUUCGCUUGAGUCGUUAAGAGGACGAUCAGCUAGUAAAGUUAUGUUUUGUGCUGUAAUGGAAAAGCUGCCGAUCGUUUAAUAAGUGUGCCAAAUGCACACAUUGUGAGCUCAAAGGGUUUCAGUUGCCUUCAUUAAAGCGAAAGGAUUUCGUUUCAAGGGCCUUCCCUUUGACGGCUUAGUUUCGCACGUCCAUCUACCAAAUACAAGGGGGAUUUAAGGAGUGAAGAUGUUAGACAGUUUGUUCUGCCGAGGUAGUGCCUCAAAAUGCAAAUCUUUGAUCAAGAACAUAAAAUCCAGGGUUGAAUUUUUAAGGAAGAAAAGAAAUGGGAAGGCAAGUCUCCAAAGAAGAGAUAUUACAGAACUUCUCCAGAAAGGCGAGAAUCAGAAGGCGCUUUCUCGGGUUGACCUACUCUUCUUGGAGGAGAAUGUUUUAUAUGCUUAUAAUAUGAUUGAAAGCUUUUGUGAUUGCAUUCUGAAGGGCCUCUCUUCCAUUCAGAAGCACAAGGACUGUCCACGAGACAUUAAAGAGGCUGCGUCAAGCCUGAUCUUUGCUGCUGCAAGGUGUGCAGAAAUCCCGGAAUUACAGUCCUUGCGUGGCAUUUUUGCCACAAUAUAUGGAGAAGAGUUUGCAAUUGCUGCAAGAGAAUUGCAUCCUGAUUGUGGCGUGAACCAACAGAUCAUAGAGAAUCUUUCAGGUGGGCCUCCAACAAGUGAUGCAAAAUUGAGCCUAAUGAUAGAAAUAGCAGAGAAAGCAGGUUUGCAGUGGGAGCAUUUAAAUUUCAAGGAUGGUUUUGAACGGCAGCAGAGUUUGAUUUCUUCCAAGAAUACAGCUGGUUUGUCACAUAUGCCAUCUUCCUUGAAAACAAGUUUAGAUGGCACUAUGGUGCAUGCUGUGAAAAAUGGUCGAAUUUUAGAGAGUCAAUAUUCAAGAAAUGUCAAUAGACAAAAAGCUUCAAUGUCCGCUGGAAGGGAAGACGUAAGGCAAGUAGGAUGUGAAGAUGUAUAUGAGAGAGACAUUCCUGUUGUUUCUAGCAGUAUCGAGGAGAUUGGUAUUAUUUCAAAUAACCAUGAAAAGACUCCUCAAGCAGAGAAUCCAAAGCCAUCUGCUAGAUCACGGAGAAAUGUGCAGAAAUUUGCUGCUGACCCUGUCCAUGCUGCUGAUUGUGAAAGAACUUCAAAUAAGAAGCAGUUCAAAGCAGAUGUUGUUGACCAGUCUUUCAAUACCAGUAUAGAAAGACAGGAAGUUGUUGAAGACACAAGACAUGGCUACAGUAGACCUUCAAAAAAUAAGAAUUCAAGGCACACUUAUGGUGGGCAAAUUAAAGAUCCUUAUGAAUGUAAAAAUGGGCAUCCAGAUGUUCCUUUCCUGGAAGAAAACAAUGAGAUACCUGAGAAAGAACUUGGCUUGAAAUCAGCUACACUAAUCAAAUCAGAUGGAGUUCGCAAAAGUAAGCCUACAGGCAGAACAUCUAACUUGAAUGUGGAUGGGGAAACUUUACAGGAAGCUUCUGAGGAGUUUGUGAAUAGGAGGUUUCCAGACAACUAUUCUAUCACAAGAGAAGGAUCGGUUUGGCCUGGCAAUGGAUCAUACCAGUAUGGAGAAAAUGGUGUACAUCAUAGUAGACAUAGGGGGCACAAUAGACCGUCUAAAAGCAGAGAAUCCUGUGUUGAGAAUGAUGAGGUCAGAAUGUUUGAUAAACCUUGUGAAGGAUUCCAUGGCGAUUCUAUACAGGAAUGUAAGUCGGAAUAUCAGGACUUGUCUAAAACCAGAAGCAGCAUGAUGUCAAAAUCAAACAAAAUGUUUCCUGGGUCCACUUACCAUGAUGUUAAAAAGGACAGCAUGUACAAUGCCAAUGAAAUUGACAAUUGUAGGCUUCCGACAAAUGGUUCAAAUUAUGUUUCUGUUGAGCCAUCAACAAAGAAGAGCAAUGGAAGGAAGGUGUACGGUGAAGGAUUUUUGGAACCCCAGGAAGGUCCAACAUUUAAGGUGGUUGUAGAUUAUCCUGAAAAGUGGGAUUCGACAUCACAGUAUAUUGGAGGUCAAAUUGACAAUGGAGUGCAUGAUAAGUGGCAUGGCUCUGAUGGCAAUGAUGAAUAUCACAAUGAAUUAGAUUCAAGUCCUUCUCGAGCAUUUGAUAAGCAUCAUGUCCAUAGAACAUAUGGAGCAGGAUUGGGUCCGUCUCAGGCACAUGAAAGGCUACAUGGCAGAGCAAGUGGCACAAGAGUUUAUUAUACUAAUGAACAUGAUGAAGAGAAACAUAAUAUCAGGAGGGAAGCCGAUAAUGGAGGUAGAAAAUCUGUGAACAGGAAGCGUUACGGGGUAGCUAAAGCUUCUCAACCAGUAGAUAAUGAAGAAGAGCACGAGACCUAUUACUCUGUCCAGGAAACAUUGUAUGAGACUAACAAAGGCAAUUUAAAUUCAUUUGGUAGGGUACCAUAUGAAUCACAAAAGCACGGGGACAAAGGAGAACAGCAGAGGAAUUAUCCUUUGAGAGACGAUGGAAGAUCACAUAAUCCAGCGUAUUUAUCUAGUAAGAAUCUCUAUGAAAGUGUUGAUAAUUCAUCAGAUGAGGAGCACAAUAUAUGGCAGCCUAACUCUACAAGAGAACACACCAAAUAUGCAUACCCAUUAGAUGUUGACUCUAAAAAGAGAUCUGAUGUAGGUUGGCAAACACAGGAAGGUAAACCACAAUACGGGAGGAAAGGCUCUCUAGAUUCCCGAAUAUUUCACGGUGGUCAUGGUAAUCAACACCCAGAGUUACAGGAUUACCACUGCCAAAAGCUUGAGAGCUUGGGGUUGUACAUGAAUGAAACACAUAUAACUGACAGCAAAUCUGAAAGGAGGCAUUUAGAUAAUUGUCAGUGGGAUAGCGGCUCGAUCAAUGAUAAUUCUACUUUACCAGAAUAUAGAAGGGUUUAUGCAGAUAAGAGAGAGAAAUAUGACAGUGGUCUCAAGGAUGUCCAUCAAAUUGAUAGAUUUGAGAACGUAAAUAGAUAUCACACGAUGCAAUCUGAAAGGAGGCAAAAGGUCCCCAUAUCCAGUGAUUCCUAUAUUCAGCACAGUGAGCAGACGAAUGGUCAUCAUUUGUUUACCGGAAGUAAUGGCAUAUCUGAGGGCAAGGAGUGUUCUCCUGAAAAAGGUAGAAGGCAAGAUAUUCAAAAUUCAAAAUCACAAAGAACCAGAAGCAAACAAAGAACCCAAGAGAUUCAAUACGAAAAUUUGGAGUCAACAAGUGUGAAAAACUUUUCCAGGCCUCCGACUGCACGUGUUGUCAAGAGGGAUUCUUAUGCUACACCAAUUGAUAGGCCUCUUCCUCUCCUGCCACCUUCAUCUCCGGCUCCUAAACCAUCUUAUGUUAAUCCUGAGGAUAUACUUGGCAAAUCAGUAAAUGCUUUUAAUGAGGUGCCCCCUCAAAGGCAUCAAGAACAUUACAGAACGGCAUCAAUGUCUAACAAAUCUCCUGCUCGCUCAGAUUCAUUGAAAGCUAAACUUGUUAAGAGUCAAUCCGAUGUGGGUAUCUCUGGCACUCGACAUGUGCACCCAAAGCUUCCUGACUGUGAUGACUUGACUGCUCGGUUCGCAGCCUUAAAGCAGCAACGCCAAGCAAGCAAUUCUGAAUAAACAACCUGUUCAUUUUACUGUAUGCCCAUCACUUUAUCUCCCUCGUUUCUUCUGGUUUUUCCUUUGCUUGAAGAUCACGAGCACUAGCUCAGGUUUACACUACAUUUGCUCCUACUUUGCAAAUCUUGUAUAUUUUCCAAGAAUCCUUGUAUUUCAUUUCUAUGGGUUGAGUUUUUCUUCUCAGCAUGUUUGCGGGAGAGUUAUCCAAUGGCAUGAAAGCUUUUUCUUUUGCUGGAGGCCCUGUGAUAGGACAUACAAGUACUGUACCGUAGGAAAAGUAAAGAAAAAGUUAGUCUAUUACUUAUGUAUUA